This is a messenger RNA of Ilex paraguariensis (yerba mate), 753 nucleotides long. Lineage: Eukaryota; Viridiplantae; Streptophyta; Magnoliopsida; Aquifoliales; Aquifoliaceae. The record is from the annotation of a GenBank genome assembly.
AUGAAGGACAUUUCAUCUGGUUCUGGUGAUUUGAAUGAAGACAUUGAAAAGAGUGUGGCCCUUAUUUUAUCUGGGGUAGGAAUGACACAGAAUUCAAGGUAUUGGUCAAGGCAGUCAAUAGGCUCAAUGAGUCCUUCAACGUUAUGGGCAUCUGAGGAAUGGUUUGGGCUUUUGGUUUGUCGGUUGUUGGGUUUUGAAAAAGUAAGAAGAGGAAUGGUGGAACAAUUGCAAAGGCAGGUUGGGAGAAUGAUUGCAAGUGGUAGUGCGCACGUCUCCAACGAUUUUUGGGAAGUGUCCUUGCUGCUGGCAUGUGGUAAUGCACAAUCCAAACGUGGAGUCUCAUGGGCUUCCAGGGAUCCUCUACGAGUAGAGCACUGUUCCUGCCCUGUACAUGCGAUAAUGGCGAAGGGGACUAGGGCGCAAGAAGUUAAGCGUAUGGAGGAGAGUAUUUGCACUUUGAAAGAGAACUCUAACCGACAAGCUGCCGAUAUGAAGAGCCUUACUGAACGCCAUGUUGCAGACAUGAAAGACUUGAAACAAUUAGUUACUACGAUCAACAUCAAGUAUGAUCAGCUAGCUACCCACCUUUUGUUGAUCAAUGAGCAAGGGCAAGAGGAGACAUCUCGUGUUUCGAAGACUCCACUAGGAGGGCAACAAAUUUCUAUCCGUGAAGCAAUUCAGACUAGAUAUGCCUGUCUGGAUUUUCCCCAUUUCAAUGGUGAAAACCCCAAUGGUUGGGUAUACCACUACUAG